UUUCGAUAGACCUAUUCAAGAAUUAGAUUGUGUUAUCGCCACAAUCUGGUCACACUUGCAGUCGUGUUUUUGGUGUUUUUGUACGGCAAGAAUUUUGCGAAAAAUAAAUACAUAAGCUAGUGUAAUUAGUGUUGUUCUUUUGUGAAAUGUAAAGUGAACACAGACACCAUAGAUCAGGCCAGAGUUCGGUGGAUAUAUUGUACACAUUGUACCACCCAAUAAAAUGACAAAUUACUGGGUUUAGUGUAAGUGUUCCCAUUCGAGUGUGUGUCCAUUGGACUGCGGAGGAAGCGUCUGAUAAGCAGCCAUCUUCUUAUAAGAAUGGCAAGGAAAUCCCUGCCAAAUAUAUAUAAAUCGUAAAAACUAUUGCCGUGCAGCAAGGCCAGGGCGUUCUGGCCGUCCACGAGAUCGAGAAACAUUAGAUUUAGCAACACCACAACAACAACACACCCAGACAUGUGCAUCGCGCAGCUAAUCUAUUGUAAAUAAACUGCGUCUGCGUCCAUUGUGAACGAGCACCUUUUCUCGGUCACGUACGCCGAUUCCGAUUCCUCGAUUCACGAUUCCCCGAUUCCGUUGCAACCAGCACGGCGUUUUGCAGGGAAUUCGCGAAAAACCAGGUGCCCCACAUCCUCCAGAGACCCAGCCGCCUCAGAGCUGCCACACGCAGGAACUGGAGGAGUGCGAGAGGAGGAGAGCGGCAUCUGCGGCAUAACCAUCGGUUCCAGAUCGAAGCGCCCGAGCUGUGAGAGAAAAGUGUCUCGGUUUAAGGAUUUGAAAGUCCGACAACAAGUCGGAAUUAGGAAAAAAAAGGCAGAGAAAAGCUUAGACGAGAAUGAAAAUGUCAGAGGUGCCACGCAUCAUGGUCUUUCGACCCACCUGGGAGGAGUUCAAGGACUUUCCCAAGUAUGUGGCCUACAUGGAGUCACAGGGCGCCCACAAAGCCGGACUGGCCAAGGUGGUGCCUCCGCCGGAGUGGGUGCCCCGUCGCAGUGGGUACGCCGAUCUCGAUGCCCUGAAUGUCACGAUUCCAGCGCCCAUAUGCCAGGUGGUAACCGGCAAGCAGGGUUACUAUCAGCAGAUCAACAUCCAGAAAAAGCCACUUACUGUGAAGCAGUUUAGCGAGUUGGCUAGCACCGAGCGUUACGCCACACCCAAACACUUUGACUUUGAGGAUCUGGAGCGCAAGUACUGGAAGAACAUAACAUAUGUGGCGCCCAUUUAUGGGGCAGAUGUUAGCGGAAGCAUCACAGACACCGACCAGGAUAGCUGGAACAUCAACCGGCUGGGUACUAUUCUUGACUAUGUCAACAAGGAUUAUAACAUCCAGAUAGAUGGCGUGAACACAGCUUACUUGUACUUUGGCAUGUGGAAGACGACCUUCGCAUGGCACACGGAGGACAUGGACCUCUAUUCCAUCAAUUACUUGCACUUUGGGGCGCCAAAGACGUGGUAUGUGGUGCCGCCGGAGUGUGGUCGCAAACUGGAGAAGGUGGCCAACCAAUACUUUCCGGCCAGUUACAAGAAUUGCAACGCAUACUUGCGCCACAAGAUGACGUUGAUAUCACCACAGAUUCUCAAGCAACACGACGUGCCCGUCAGUAAGAUCACGCAGGAGGCGGGCGAGAUCAUGAUCACGUUUCCGUUCGGCUACCAUGCCGGCUUCAAUCACGGCUUCAACUGUGCCGAGUCCACCAACUUUGCCAUGGAGCGCUGGAUUGAGUACGGCAAGCGGGCGGUGCAGUGCACGUGCAGCAACGACAUGGUCAAGAUCUCAAUGGACACAUUUGUCAAGCGCUUCCAAAGCGAUCGCUACGAUCUGUGGAUGGAGGGGCGUGAUGUGGGGCGGCAUCCGGAGGAUCCGCCGAACGGGGUGCCCAGUGCAGCUCCCCUGCCACCACACCUCGAUGUCUUGCUGUGUGAUAAAAAAAUGAAAAAGCAAUGCAAUCCCACCAAGGCCAAGAGUUUCAAAGAGCGUAAUCCCGAUCUGGAUCUGGAUGAAAUCCAGCAGAAUCCCAACGUGCCCGACGACGUCAAGGCCAUGCUGAAGGAGAGCGUGCUGACGCUGGACACGGGCGAUCUGGCCACCGAUGAGGCUGAUUUUCCCAACGAGGAUGCCAUGAGUCUACAGAGUCCGGCGGUUCUGAAGACCAAGCAGGAGCUGCUUGAGUACAUAGACGACGGCACAGAAGAUGAUGAUGAGGAGGAGGACUUCAAGCGGCGCAAGCAGAAGCGGCGCUACGAUGCCGACUACGACGACGAUUGGCUGGCGUCCAAGCGCAAGAGUAACUCGCGAAACAGUCGCGGACGUAGUCCCCGCACCAAGGACGACCGUUCCAUAUCGCCAGCCUCCUCCACUUCUUCGACGUCGCGGGGCGCAAGGCGCGGCAAGGCCAGCGGCACGCCCCGAAAGACUCCUGCGCGGCGGAAAAAGGACGCAAGUAGCACAUCUCCGGCGGUUACUUCUGCUGCAACUGCCGUGAAAACAGCCACAUCGGCAGUGGUCGCUGGAACAACAUCCCUAGCCACAACCACAACAGCAGCAGUAGCAGUAGCAGUAGCAGUAGCAGAUGGCGGAGGAGAUGCCAAAAAGGAGCGACAGUCGCUGCAGUUCAUGCAACAAUCGCGUAAAUUUGAGGGCAAGAUACCAAAACUAAGUCAAGCGAGUGCAGCAGCAGCAGCAGCAACAGCAGCCAUAGAAGCAUCCACAUCAAAGUCUAGUCAAGAGCAGCAGCAACAGAUUGUCUACGUCAACAUGUUGCCCGCGGCCAAUACCCUGAAUGGCAUUCCACAGCAGCAGCAGCAGCAGCAGCAGCAAUAUGCGAGCACGGAUGGAAAUGUCUAUCAGCUGCAAAAUGAAAUACUCUGUGAUGCAAACGGACAUGCCGUGACUGCCGCCACGGCUACAUAUCAAACUACGGCCAGCAGUCCGCAGCAGCAGCAGCAGCAACAGAAUGUUGCAACCAGUGUUGCCGACAAUGUGGUCACAACUAUUAGUUCGUCCUCCAUCCUGCACACGAACGCCCACACCAACGGAGUGGACACAAUCGCCGCCACACAGCAGCAACAGCAGCAGCAGCAGCAACAACAGCAACAUUACCACUAUAUCACCACCACCGGCGAGGAUGGACAAACUCCGACCACCAUAGUGUUCGAGAACUACAACGGCGGAAUGCCAGCGGUCAGUUCCGCCGCACCAACGCCCGUUCCCGUGUCGCAGGCCAACUCAGCCGCGACCACGACCACCACGGCCCUGGUCAACACGGACGGCACGAUCAUCGAGUUCGAUGGGAGCACGUACGAGGAGUACCACGUACUCAAAAGCGAGCCCGGCAGCAGCGAUUGCCUGAGCAACGGCAGCAGUGCCGUGGCCGCCGACAUAAUCAAGUACGAUCCCCAGCACGGAGUCGUUGGCGACGAGGAGGACGACGAGGAGAACGGCCUGUUGCAGGUGAAGUACGAGGAGCAGAGCCUCGAACACGAUGCGGAAAACGAGCACGAUGCGGAUCAGGAGCACGAGUACGAGGAGUUCCAGGUGAUCAAGGCCGAGGUGGAGGCCGAGGCGGCGGAGCUGGCAGCCGGCACCACCAGCUACACGAUCAGCCAGGACCAGCCGGGAUCCGGCACCACGGUGCUGUCCUCAAUGGUGCCCAAAUCGGGAUCGGCGGCGGCCGCCAAGCAGAAGCGCAAGCGCAAGACGCGCGUCAUCGCCGACGACGAGAAGGGCGAGUACCUGGAGAAGAUGAGUGUACGUGGCCUGGACAUUGCCCGCUACGAGCACAUCAUCGACGGCGUUGCCUACUGCCUGGUCUGUGCCAAGAACGACAUUUUUAAGACGUUCAAGAACAAGUACAGCUUCCAGCGACACGCCUACCUCUUUCACGAGGGCCAAAAUCGCAAGAUAUUCGCCUGCCCCAUCUGCAACAAGGAGUUCUCGCGUCCCGAUAAAAUGAAGAUGCACAAGAAGGACAAGCACGGCGACGUGCCCAUGCCGCCAUCGGCCACCACGACUCCGCUGAAGGCCGACGGUCCGCCGGCUAAGCGGGCGCGUAACUCCCGCACUCCGCGCGUUCGCAAGACGAAGGGCGGCGAUGGCAGUACGCCGUCCAAGAAGCGGCUGGCCCAGAUCGACAGUGUUCUGGACGACGUGCAGAAUGGGGAGUCCAUGACGAUGGCGGCGGUCAGCGUGAGUCACCCCCAGCAGCAGCAGCAGCAGCAGCAGCAGCAGCAGCAACAGAUGCAGCACAGCAUCACAACGCUGGCACCCUCGACGCCGUCGCAGCCGCAGCAUCAGCUGCAGACGCUGCCCUCGCUGGACUUCAGCGGCAUGAUUCUGCCUGGAGGUGCACAGCUGGCACUGGCCAAUCCGGGCGCCACCAGCUCCGUGGGACUGCAGCGAGGACCAGCCACGCCGAAUGGUCAGCCGGCGGCGCCCACCACCACGUUGAUCUACUCGAACCAACUGGAACUGCAGCAGGCGCUGCUGCAACAGCAGCUGCACGGCCAGAGCAUCAUGAUCCAGGAUCAAGCCGGCAACCUUGUGCCCCUGCAGCUGGACGGAACCCAGGCGAUAUACACAACGGCGCCGCAGGCUCAGCGCCAACAGACCACGGCCACAUAUCAGACGACGCAGCAGCAGCAGCAACAGCCAGCGCAGCAGCCCGCCAGCCAGACGCAACAGCAACCUCACUACGAGCUGGACAACGUGACCUAUUUAAGCUCCACGGCGGCGGCCACUCCGACGUCGGUCGAGCAGCAGCAGCAGCAGCAGCAACAACAACAGCAGCAGCAGCAGCACGUGAUCGGCACAGUUCAGAGCUAUCAGAUCCUGACGCCCGACGGCCUGCAGAACUUCCAACCCAAGCUGGAGACGGCCGAGCUGGGCGACCUGUGUCCCUACUCGCAAUACACCUUCACCACGCACGCCGGAGCGCAGCCCACGCUGAAUGCGAAUGCGCUGGACGCGCAGAACCAGCACCAGCAGCACCACCAGCAGCAGCAGCAGCACCACCACCACCAGCAGCAACACCACCAGCAGACGCAACUACUGCAGCAACAGCCCUUCGCCACGCACCACAAUCCGCACCAGCAGUUCAUGGAGCUGAAGAACGAGCUGCUGAUCAAGGGCGGCGACGCCUACACCCUGGACACCGCCUCCAUGUACCACCUGCCCUUCUCGCCCACCUCGAUGAUCAAUGCGGUGAACGAUGUGAACACCUCGUCGCUGCUGGAAACCAAAGAAAUUAGCUACGAUAUAUCAGAGGCAGUGCUAUUAGCUCUCUGAAUAAAAUGAUCGACACAGAAAGCUGCAGCCAAAGUACCAAAAAUUCUAUUUAACGAAUACAAGACUCAACAACUGAGUUCGCAAUGAAUACGAUAGCCAAACGAAACGAGUAUAAAAGUGAAUACCACCUAACCAUUAUUCGAAAGCAACACAAAUGGAAGCCAUUUUCAAUGUUUGCCCAGAUCAGCGGCCAAGCAUAUAAAUAAUAACCCAAGAAAAACUAACUUAGCGAAGCAUUUGUGUACUUAUCCGACAUCCGACACAUCACAUACUCAUUGUAUUCGGUUGAUUCAUUGAUUCAUUCACUCUUCCGUCGUCAGUUGUUGUGUGUGCCUGUGCAAGAGCAGCAACGAGCAACAACCAACAACCAAUAGUCGAAAGAUACAAACAAAC
This is a messenger RNA of Drosophila erecta, 5677 nucleotides long. It is a transcript of the gene Kdm4B, whose product is annotated as probable lysine-specific demethylase 4B. NCBI's taxonomy places the organism in Eukaryota, Metazoa, Arthropoda, Insecta, Diptera, Drosophilidae. Gene Ontology annotation, biological process: chromatin remodeling. The transcript is spliced from 9 exons. Gene Ontology annotation, cellular component: nucleus. The record is from RefSeq and is a predicted model, not a curated record. Gene Ontology annotation, molecular function: histone H3K36 demethylase activity; histone H3K9 demethylase activity. The coding region runs from base 836 to 5284 and encodes 1482 amino acids.